Messenger RNA from Darwinula stevensoni, 434 nucleotides. NCBI's taxonomy places the organism in Eukaryota, Metazoa, Arthropoda, Ostracoda, Podocopida, Darwinulidae. The record is from the annotation of a GenBank genome assembly.
GGAGCGUUUUCGAUCCUCGAGGAACAGUCUGGUCUUUCGACCCCGCACGCAUCAUCAAAAUGAAACUCAUGUUGGGACUGUUGGGGCUGGUGUGUCUGAUGGCUGUGGCCCUCGGGGCUGGCCCCGAAGAUGAAGACCUCUUCACUGCUGAGUCUGCCAAUCGAGGAUUCGGCCAUGGAGGCUAUGGAGGCUAUGGAGGCUUUGGUGGCCUGGGGGGCUAUGGAGGUUACGGAGGUUACGGAGGCUACGGUGGCGGCUAUGGAGGCGGCUAUGGAGGCUAUGGAGGAGGAUUCGGACAUCAUCGUCCCCAUCACUUUGGCUGAACAUCUUGGGCUUUCUUCAAAUUUCUCAACUUCCCUAUCAGCCCUCUGCAAAUCCCAUUUCCGUCCAAGAAGUUUUUCAUUCAGCUCAUGCACAAGAGACAAACCAAAGAC